Blepharisma stoltei is the source of this 1872-nucleotide messenger RNA. NCBI's taxonomy places the organism in Eukaryota, Ciliophora, Heterotrichea, Heterotrichida, Blepharismidae. The record is from the annotation of a GenBank genome assembly.
AUGUCAAGUUCUCAUUUAAGGGUGACAGAAACUAAAAGUUACACUUCAAGCAGAAUAUCCAAGGUUGAGACUGAACAUAUGACUCCAUCACAGCUUCCAUCAGCUCCUUUGGUUAGCUUUGAUUUGCACUUCGAUAAUUUAAAGGUUAUUUUUAUUCAGGAUUUUCUUAAUAGUGUAUCACAAACAGUUAAUCAGCAUGGGAUGAUUCUUAGCACUUUGACUGAAGAAAUUAGAAGCAGAGUCACUACUACAGAAUUAAUUGAUAUUUUUAAAGGUUUUGGUGGAUCAAUUAAUGAUGAGCUUGGAGAAGUCAGGAAGCAUGCACAUGGCGAUGAUUGAAAUAAUUCUAUUCAAUAUUGUCUCGAAAAAAUCAAAAUUCUGAGUGAAAACGUCAGAGAUUUGAAUAAAUAUAAAGCGAUAACUGAAGAAAAUGUAAAAAAUAUUAAUGAAGAUCUCAGUCAAAAGGCCACAAUUAAUUUUGUGAAAUCUUUCGUUAAGGCUAAAAAAAAGAAAUUACAAAAAGAGGUAAAAAUUAGCUAGACCCAAGAUGGAUUGAAAAAACUCCAAAUCGAGAUGGCACAAAAUGAUGGAAAAUUGGCAGAAAAAAUAAUGGAGCUUGAAAAGAAAUUGGCUGACUUAGAAUUAAAUACUCUAUGGAAAAUAAAGGAUUGCGAAGAGCUAUUAAAAGUUAGAGUCAAUGAAAAAUUUGUAUAUGAUGCCAUACAUGGGAUUGAAGACAAAAUAAAAAGAGAAUUAAUCCAAUUUAACGAAGGAAGUAUGUCGAAAUAUGAUAAAAUUAUCAAAGAUUUGCAAAAAGAAACUGAAAAAUUUGAGCAUGAUUCUUUAGGAAAAUUCAAAAAUUUAAAAGAUGAUAUCAAAAACUUACAGGAACUCCUAAACAGGAAAAGCGAUAAAGAAGUUUGUAUUAGAGAAAUCGACGAAAUAAAAUCAAUCCUUCAAUCUAUAAAUUUAACUGAAUUUCAUGGGAAAUUCCACGACAUAAAUAUAAGAAUUGACAAAUUUGAAGAAAAAUUUCGAGACCUUAAAAAUAUGAUUCCACAAAAUAGUAACUUAGAAGACGAUAUUGACUUAUUGAAACAAAUUAUUAACCAUUUAAAAGAUGAUAUUGAUAAAAAGGUUGAUAAAAGUAUGAUUGAAGAAUUUUUAACGAAAAAUAUGAAUAAAGACCAUCCUCCUGUAGCUCAAGAAAAAAUUGAUAUGAAUGAAUUCUGGAAGUUUAGAGAAAGAGUCAUUGAACAAAUUAAAAAUUUAGAAGCCAGAGUUGAAAAAUUAGGAAAAUUAGCAGAUGUAAGCUCUUUAAAGAAGCUUGUUAAUACUAAAGCUAAUGAUGAUGAGCUUAAAACUGGCUUGGGAUCUCAUGAAUUUAAAAUUAAUGAAAUCGAACGAGAAACAGCUAAAAAUUCAAAAGAGUUAGAAAACUUAUUAGCAAAUCUUAGAAAGCUCCAAGCGACCAUUUCAGAAAUGAGUCAAAAAUCAGGCUUCGCUUUAGUAGGCAGAAAAACUUAUUUGCCCAGCAACUGCUUAUCAUGUGGAAGAGGAGAUGCAAAUUAUGCUCCAGUCCAGCCUCAUGUUUUAGGAAGGGACGGAAGAUUAUAUAAAGCUGAAACUGGAGCUAAGACAACAGACUUCAGUUACAUAGGAAAUGGAGAAUAUGAUAUCGGCAGCGAAGUCUUUUCUAUUGAUACUCACGAACAAUUUCACUUCAGAAAAGUAAUUGAAGAAGGGUCUCCUAGCGACUCCAGACAAUUUAAAGCGCCACUAAAUGUAGUUUUAGGUAAAGAAGUCCAAAAAAGUUUGAUGAAUACUUCACUUACGAAUAAAAAAAUCAGACCAUUGAGCGCCAAAAGAUAA